AUGGCCUACUUUAUCGGUAGAGCCGCGGCUGGGCGGGUGCGGAUGAGCAUGCGCGCUCCGCACGUGCGCGCGUACGCGGAGAUGCUGGCGCGGUUGCAGGCGGAGGUUGCUUCGGAAGUCGAUAUCGCGGCUGAUAAUAUCGCGUACAGCUACAAGCACGUCACCAACGGAUUCGCCGCGCUACUCACCCCCGCGCAACUCCGCCGCCUCGCGCGCCACCCCGCCGUCGCCUCCGCGCGCCCCAGCCGCCCCCUCCGCCCCGACACCAUCGAUUCCCCCGCGUUCCUAGGGCUCGCGGAACUCGCAAGCGCGCGCAACCGCGCCAACCGCGGAAGCGGGGGAACGUGGAGCGCGCUUGGGGGCCAGCAGAGGGCGGGGGAAGGGAUGGUGGUGGGGGUAAUAGACUCUGGAAUUUGGCCCGAGCAUCCGUCGUUUAGCGACAAGAAUUUCAGCGCCAGCCGGCCAAACGGAUGGUCAGGAUCGUGCGAUGCCACGUCAGACUUCCGGUGCAACAACAAGAUAAUCGGGGCGAGGGUCUUCAACGCGGCAUUCCGCGCGAAGCACGGGAAACCGGACCUUAGUACUGAUUGGCUGUCGCCGCGAGAUGGAUUCGGCCACGGCACCUGGUGUGCGGGCGCCGCAGCGGGCAACAGCGGCGUGCCCAUGGCGGGCGGCGGGGCGAGCGGCAUGGCGCCAGCAGCGCGGCUGGCAGCCUACAAGGUCUUCUGGUAUUCCCAAGGCGACCGCCCGGAGAUGCGCGCUCUGGGCGGCGAAUCUGCGGAUCUUCUGGCGGCGGUGAAUCAGGCUGUAGCGGACGGCGUGCAUGUGAUGUCCAUAUCUCUCUCGGCCGACGACCCUGAAGCCACGUAUAUUGAUGACGUGGCAUACAUGAACGCGAAUCUGGCCGGGGUGACGGUGGUGAUGUCAGCGGGCAACAACGGGGCGCCUCUUUCAAACCCCCUCGGUUCAUACCGCACCAUCGCCAACUUUUCUCCCUUCUACCUCACAGUGGGGGCCAGCUCCAUUACACGAGGAGGCGUGUCUCUCGCCACCUCUCCAGCAGCACACGAAGAAUACGGGAGCAGUGAAGCAGAAACUGAAAAUCAUCAGGAAGCGGAAACAAAACGAAGCACUGCAGCAGUCAUGGGCACAGUAGGGGCAAAUUCAGCAGGCACCACCACAACCAGCAGCGGCAAUAGAAGCACAAGCAGCAGUACCACCGCUGAGUCACUACAUGCUCCAUCCAUAACAGCAGCACCCUCGUCUGCCACCGUUGCUCCAGCCGCUCCAGUCGUGGCCAUCUUCUCCUCCUCCGGCCCUCUCCACCGCCCCUGGUCCCGCCCUCCCCCAGGCCACGCCUCCAACAGCCUCUUAAAGCCCGACAUCAUCGGCCCAGGGGUCGACCUCUGGGCGGCGUGGGUCGGCACGGUCCCAGGGAAGGCGGGAGGGAGAGGCGGGCGAGGGGGGGAGGCGUCGCAGCUGUCGGGGACGUCGAUGGCGACGCCUCACUUAGCGGGCAUUGCUGCUCUCACCAUGCAGAAGCACCCCAAGUGGAGCCCCGCGCAGGGCUUUGGACCCUGGGCUGACCUACAAUGCCCGGAGAUGGGCUUAUUGGCUGCCGCGCCGAUCGCCCCUCGCGGGCUCAGCGUCUCCGCCCUCCUAAACUUCAGCAAUUCCGCCGCUCCCGCUAAGAACGUCCCCGUUAAGAAGCAGCUCCGCACAGAGGAUGGAAUUUUCGGCACGUCGGGCGGCUUCGGCUUCACCAAGGCCAACGAGCUCUUCGUGGGUCGCGUCGCGAUGCUCGGCUUCGCCGCGUCGCUCCUUGGCGAGGCCGUCACGGGGCAGGGCAUUCUCUCGCAGCUCAAUCUCGAGACCGGCAUUCCAAUCACGGAAGCCGAGCCGCUCCUCCUCUUCUUCAUCGCAUUCACCGUACUCGGCGCGAUCGGCGGGCUGGGUGAUCGCGGGCGAUUCGUGGACGAUGAGCCGGCGGGGCCGGCCGCGAGCCCCGGGAACAUCAAGUUGGCGCUUGGGCUGAGCGAGGACGGGCCCCUGUUCGGGUUCACCAAGGCGAACGAGCUAUUCGUGGGGCGCAUGGCGCAGCUAGGGUUUGCCGCAUCGCUGAUCGGCGAGGUGGUGACUGGGCGGGGCGCUUUGGCGCAGUUGAAUAUCGAGACGGGCCUGCCGGUUUGGGAGUUGGAGCCACUGCUGCUUGCGAGCAUCGCGUUUUUCUUCGUGGCGGCGAUUAACCCUGGUACAGGGAAGUUCAUUAACGAUGAAGAGUGA
Closterium sp. Naga37s-1 is the source of this 2283-nucleotide messenger RNA. The record is from the annotation of a GenBank genome assembly. Lineage: Eukaryota; Viridiplantae; Streptophyta; Zygnematophyceae; Desmidiales; Closteriaceae.